Racocetra persica is the source of this 481-nucleotide messenger RNA. NCBI's taxonomy places the organism in Eukaryota, Fungi, Glomeromycota, Glomeromycetes, Diversisporales, Gigasporaceae. The record is from the annotation of a GenBank genome assembly.
UUAGUCGGCCUUGGUAAUUAUACCCAUCCACAAACUAGACAUAGUAUUGGAAUGUUGGUAUUAGAUUACAUAGCAUCACAAUUAAACCUAACAUGGAAAAAAAAUAAAAAUUGGCAUGCUACCGUUACCAACACUACAACUAUAUACGUUGAUCCCCCUAAACGACCCAAAAUAAAACAAAAAAAGGAAGUAGAAACUAACGUGAAGAAGCAAGCAAAAAAAGAUACAAAUUCUAUUGAAGAAAAAAAUGAUGGUAUUGAUGAUAAAAAUAUUGUGGAGAAUGAAAAUCAAAAAAAGUUUGAUGAUAAUUUUCGAUCAGAAGAUAAUGUAAGUGUAGGACUUAAGACUGUUUCACCAAAACCAUCAAGAAUGUCAGAAUCAUUUAGACCUAGACCUAGACCUGAUCCGGUACCUUUGGAGAUAACAUUGAUGAAACCGUUGUUACUGAUGAAUGUUAGCGGAAAAUCGGUUUCUAAAGCAA